Branchiostoma belcheri (Belcher's lancelet) is the source of this 1881-nucleotide messenger RNA. RefSeq names its product 5'-AMP-activated protein kinase subunit beta-2-like. Lineage: Eukaryota; Metazoa; Chordata; Leptocardii; Amphioxiformes; Branchiostomatidae. The coding region runs from base 596 to 1435 and encodes 279 amino acids. Gene Ontology annotation, molecular function: protein kinase binding. The transcript has 7 exons. Gene Ontology annotation, biological process: signal transduction. Gene Ontology annotation, cellular component: nucleotide-activated protein kinase complex; nucleus; cytoplasm. The record is from RefSeq and is a predicted model, not a curated record.
GAUUCAUAACCAUUCUCCCAGCCAGUGCAAAUCUUACACGUGUGAAACGUCAGAGCACCACAGCAAGGGCGUCACCCCCUUAAAAACGCCUUUGUGAUACCAUAUUGAUGAUAGCCCUGCGCAUGUGCAGUAUGCUGACCCCUGAUUAGUGGUCUCAUACCGCAGCGCAGGGGCUCCAGAAGUAAACAUUUCCGUGCUACUUCGGACGUACCUUCGGCUCGACGUUACGCUAUAAAACCCUUCGAAAUUCACCUUUAUGAGGACAAGUUUUGACUCCACAGAGGCAGGGAAAACCGAUGUGUUGAGCUGUGACGACCGAGGUUAGAAAUUACCCUGGGUAGCUAGGUCAAGGUGAUCAGUCUAGCGUCCUGCGCCAAUCGUUCUUUGGUGCCAAAAAUUUGUGAGAUAAUUUGGACAGCGUGAACCCAGGCUACAAACAGGUCCUGAGUUCAGAGAUACUGCUCAGUGGUCACUGUUUACGUUCCGGAGAGACACAAGGUGCAGUUUUUAGCCGUAAACUGCAACUGUAGCUCUGUCAAACGGAGGAUAUUUCGUCCAGCAGUGACGGUGUAACCAGCACGGCUUCUGCAACAACAUGGGAACCACAGGCAGUAAGCGGGAGAGGAGUGACUCCGGUGGGGGUGCCUCCAUGCGGGACUCCCUGGACGCUGACAGGCUGGACCUGAGCCGCCCCGGGAGUAAGAUCAUGGUGGGGUCGCCUCUGGAGGAUGCCUUCGAGUUCUCUCCGUCUCCAAGUGUGAAGAGUGCAAGCAUGAGAAUCCCAGACCAACAGCAAGCAGCAAAAAGUUCAUCAGCAAAGAAAGAUACUGUGCCAACCAUGUUCCGCUGGCGCGCUAAUGCCAAGACUGUUGCCAUGGCAGGCUCUUUUAAUGAGUGGUCAACCAAGAUACCUUUAAACAAGAGCCACAAUGACUUUGUGACCUUCAUUGACCUACCCGAAGGAAGACAUGAGUACAAGUUCUAUGUAGAUGGACAGUGGGUGCAUAAUCCAGAUUUGCCAUCUGUGGAUAACCAGCUGGGGACUUUGAACAAUGUUGUGGAGGUGAAGAAGUCUGAUUUUGAGGUGUUUGAUGCUCUGGCAUCAGACUUGGAUUCAUUGUCUAGCAGUGCAAAAGGGGACACUACUAGGGAUGUAUCAGGGUCGCCCCCAGGACUCUAUGGUCAGUCUGUCCCAGAGCGGAGUCCGUAUGACAGGAUACAGAACCCCCCCAUCCUGCCUCCUCAGCUGCUGCAGGUCAUCCUCAACAAGGACAUGUCUGUACAGUGUGAGCCCACAUCCCUGCCUGAGCCACAUCAUGUCAUGUUGAACCAUCUCUAUGCCCUGUCCAUUAAGGAUGGGGUGAUGGUGUUGAGUGCCACACAUCGUUACAAGAGGAAGUAUGUGACAACCCUGCUGUACAGACCCAUCACCUGAGGCCUGAUCAUGAUACUCUUAGAUAGACAUGGUCUGAAUAUGUGUACUUCAUGUAUGCUUCUUAUCAAUGCAGCAGAUAUAUCUACAUAUAUAUGGUCAUGUCAGUACAUAUGCAGCAGUGUUUCUAGCCACAGUAAUGCAUAGGCAAUUUGUAUAAAUGAUUUAGUGAUAGACCUGUUCCUUCCAAAAACUUACAAGAAAGACAGUAAUGAAGCAUUUAUUCCUCACUGUUGUCAGCUUUCUGCAUAUAUUUCCCCACACCUUCAUGACAUCCAGAGUUUGAUUAUGUAUUCCUGUCUCCUGUGUACAUCUGCAACAUAAGCCUGUCAAGUUUGUGAUGGCUAGAGUAAUGUACAAUCAGGUUAUAAUGAUGAAAGUAAAUGAAAGCAUGAAAAAAAUCUAUUACCAAAUUGAAACUUUUUUCUUUUAUCCAUUCUCAAAGAAUG